Lentinula edodes (shiitake mushroom) is the source of this 855-nucleotide messenger RNA. RefSeq lists its product as uncharacterized. NCBI's taxonomy places the organism in Eukaryota, Fungi, Basidiomycota, Agaricomycetes, Agaricales, Omphalotaceae. The transcript has 4 exons. The coding region runs from base 1 to 855 and encodes 284 amino acids. The record is from RefSeq and is a predicted model, not a curated record.
AUGACAGAGUAUCUGCCCAUUAACGCUCUUUCCGCUGUCAUCCUCGUAUCUGGCAAAGUUGAACCCGAAGAAGAAGAAUGGAUUGGGCCUAAAGUUCCCGUUGCACUAUACCGCCAAGCCCCUCCUCCCGCGAGCAUCCUUGAUGACCGGUAUACGAGGGAAAAACACUUGAACUUUUCCGACUUUUGUCCUCCAUACCCCGAUCCUCCUUUUGAACUUCCGCCACCUGCAGGCUUAACUCUUCAUGUCUCUCUGGGAAAACUCUUGUCUGAAGGCCGAACUGGAAUGAUUUUUGAGUGUGAAUGUACCAUUCCUCAUGGGAACAAAAUGGGAUACAAGAUCCCACCAGUGGUGAUUAAGAUUGCAAGACAGUUUCAUACAAAAGAUAUAUCAAGAGAGGCAACAGCAUAUGAGAGUAUGACAUGCCUGCAAGGCUCUGCUAUUCCACGCUGUUAUGGUUUCUUCCAAGCACGGUUGUUUGAUUAUUUUGAUUUUGGUCCAAUGUUUAUCCUAAUUAUUGAGAAACUUGGGGGUUUAUUGGAACUUGGAGAACCACUCCCAAAUGGUGCGGAGUCUGACCUGACUGAUGCUUGCUCAGACUUGGCUCAUCUCCGCAUCCAUCAUGGCGAUUUGCGUUGGGAAAAUAUUUUGUCUGUACUAGUCCCCAAUGAAGGUGGUCUUCCAGGUGUACCGUCUCCAUUCACAGGCAAGGUUUACGGUUGGAGGCUUGUGGACUUUGAUCUGGCUACAAGGACUGCUCGAGAUUUUCCUCGUGCUCACUCAUACUACUACAAUCAUCUGCGUCGUGUGCUAAGGUGCAUUCCCAUGGGUAUCGCUGUUCAACCAUGGGAAUGA